AUGUGCCCCCCAGUCAGCAUGCGGUGUGAGGCGGAGGGCAUGUCCUACCUCUACACAUCCUGGAUGUACCAGCUUCAACAUGGCAGCCAGCUAAGGGUCUGCUUCGCUUGCUUCAAGGCUGCCUUUCUGGACCUUAGACAGUUGCUGGAGCCGGAAGACUGGGAAGAUGAAGAUUGGGACCCUGAGCUGAUGGACCACACUGAGGCAGGGUCUGAGCAGGGGGCAUCCCCGGGGAUGGGACCAAGCUGGGGGCAGGGCCAAGGGCAGCCUGCACUGGGUGGGUCUGUGGACUGGGGGUCGGGCACCCUGGCGUCAGGCCCUGUGGAGUCAGAAGAGGUGGGCCUGGGCGAUCACUUUGUGCCCACCGAGCUGGAGCCUCAGGAUGCCACAGCCCUGGGCCUGGGUGCUGAGGAUGCUGACUGGACCCAAAGCCUUCCCUGGAGAUUUGGGGGACUCCCUACCUGCUCACACUGGCCAAGCCCCUCUCCUCCAUGGCAGGAGGUUUUCAAAGUGGACCUGCCCCCGGCGGGAGCCCAUGGUAUUGGAGCUGGGCACCACCCGGGCCACGGACCCUGUUGA
This is a messenger RNA of Balaenoptera musculus (blue whale), 579 nucleotides long. It is a transcript of the gene TEX19, whose product is annotated as testis expressed 19. NCBI's taxonomy places the organism in Eukaryota, Metazoa, Chordata, Mammalia, Artiodactyla, Balaenopteridae. Gene Ontology annotation, biological process: spermatogenesis; male gonad development; placenta development. Bases 1 to 579 code for a protein of 192 amino acids. Gene Ontology annotation, cellular component: cytoplasm; nucleus. The transcript has a single exon. The record is from RefSeq and is a predicted model, not a curated record.